Molecule: messenger RNA, 2507 nt
Organism: Blepharisma stoltei
Lineage: Eukaryota; Ciliophora; Heterotrichea; Heterotrichida; Blepharismidae
Source: the annotation of a GenBank genome assembly
AUGUCAAAGUUAAGAAUCGAAGUUGACUCUUAUUCCGGGCCGAAAUUAUCACAUUCCAACCUCAAAAUUAAUACAUCUUAUUCUCCUACACAACAGGAAAUUUUUUAUUUUCCUUCUGGAUCUUUAAGUUCACACAAAAAUUCUGUCACUUAUACAGAAGAUGACCUGGAAUCAAAUACAGAUACCCGUCAAGAACAAAGCCACAAUGAAGAAGAAGCUUCUCAGGAUUUAUACCUAAUGAAUAAAAAGCGUAUAAACUGACAAAAAUUAUUAUAUUUGAUAUAUAAAAUAGAAUAAAGGCUAGUAUGAAUGUUUUUAUUCAUUGUAAUUUGUUAUAAAACUUUAUAACCUAUCUUCCUCAAACCCCAGAAAAUGAAUAUAAAGGCUUAAUAUUUGAAGCUGAAAAUAUGACUAAAUGAGACCAAAAUAGCAUAAAUCAAACUGACUGCAUGAUGCCAGCAAAAAUAAUUAAUGCAAUGAGCACUGAAAAUUGCUUAAUCAUUGACAUUAAGACGUUGGAUUACAUAAAAAUGGAGGCUGAAGCGCAUCAGAACCUCUUUGAUGCAAUUUUCUCAGCCUUAUGGCCAAGGAAAAUUGGGUGAGAAACCAUCAGUCGAGAUUCAGGCCCGAUUAAGGUUUAUAGCGCGCUUUCCCGAGGAUGGCGCGGAAUGGCGCCAUCCUCGGGAAAGUCAACUAAGCAUCCACACGGGAACUGGGAGUUCCACGUGUGGAUGCCAUUUUUGACAUGUGGGAUCCAAACUUCCACAUGUCAAAAUGGCAUCCACACGUGGAACUCCCAGUCCCCGUGUGGAUGCCUUCCUGGCUUUCCCGAGGAUGGCACCAUUCCGCGCCAUCCUCGGGAAAGCGCUAUAUGUAUUCCGGUAGUUUUUGAUUCGAUUUCUAUGGUUGGAUAGGGUUGCCUACAUAUUCUUCGGGACUCUUAAGGUGGACCUUCACCGCGAUACUAGGGGAUGCAGUUUGGGCCUAGAAUUGAGCAUUUUACCUGCAACUACUGAGGUCAAGCACCAGCACCUACUAGGCUUCAGGCUUUCUUUCCUAGAUCAAACUCUUCUUCAAUCGCCCAAUGAAGAAUCGCGAAGUCAUAGUCCACCCACUCAACACUGAAGCCGAAAAGGCAAGGAGACAGCAUUUCCAAAGCACGAUACCUGGUAUCUGGGCCCACAGAAGGAGCAUGACGGUAUUUCGGGGCAACUUGCCAGCAAUCUCAACCGUUCAAGUAUCCAGCAGGGAGUACCACAAAACGGAUGAGCCCACAAGAAUUCUUUGUGACUGUAUAACCCCUAUUGCCCAAGCCCACCUAUUAAAUAAGUUUAAACCAUUAAGCCGUUGCAAAAUACAAAAUUAAUAAAAGAAGAAAACGAAGCUUUGAAACAGUCAUUAGAUUUGUAUAAAUUUGAAUGUGAAAGAUAUGCCAAAGAAAAUUCCCAGCUUAUUUGUGAAAUCCAGCAAAAUUCUAAAGAUCUUCAAGAUCUGUUGCAGGCGGAGAAAAAAAUAAAGUAUGAAAUGAGUGGGGUUUUGGAGAGGAAAAAAGUUAUGGAGGACGAGAUGAUAAAAAUUUUGGAGCUGGUUGAAGAUGCUAGUGAAGAUGAAGGAGUGACUCAAAGGAGCAAAAUGGCAAGACCUGGAGUUCAUUUAUUUAAUCAUAUUUGCAGCAAAUUAGAAAUUAUAAGGUCAAGGAUGCACAGAUAUAGAGCGAAAACUGAGAAAUUGCAGCAUGAUAUAUCCUCUAUAACCAUAAGCACAUUUUUUAGUUUAAAAUAAAUACAAAAGCUAACAUUUUGAAUAAUAAAUUCAAUUUAAUGAUUUUCAGCAUAAACUUCCUGAACUCUACCAUUAAAAAUCUUGAAGAAAAACAAAAAAAUUCAGACGAAAAUUCCAAUUUAGGAAUAAAACUAGAUUUAAUUGAAAAGAAAAAUGCUCUUCAAGACGACCAAAUCGAAAGUUUGAAAAAGUCUAUCAAAAAUAAAGAUAUCUAUAUUUCACAAUUAGAAACCCAAAUAAAGCAUCUUAAACUUGAAUCCGAAAAAAAUUGUUCUAGCAGGCUAUCACUUGCUACUGACGGAUCAUUAAAUGGAUAUAGUGGCAAACAGGCCUUUGAAGAAGAGACUAGAAAGCUAGGGAAAAGAGCUAACAGUGUUGCCCCUGAAUCUGAAGAAAGCCUCCACACUGAACAUUUCAACUACAAUGAUGUAUUGAAAGAUUUAAGAGAAAUUACAUCAAGAGCUUCUAGAGCAUUAGAUCAAAGCAAUGUUAUGAGAAAAUCAAAUUCGGUAAAAGCGUCUCAUGCACAUAGUGCUUCACCUUUUCUAAAAUCAAAAGAGCCAUCUCAAGCUAAGCCGCUGGCAAGAAAGCCAACUGAAGAACUCUCUAAAAAGUCAUCUAUUUCUUCAAAGCAGCUUGACUAUGAAAGAUUAAAAAGGAAAUAUGGGGGAAUCUCUCCUUUUAGCCCAAGGCAGAUGAUAAGUAAAGGAAAAUAUGAUGUGUAA